Messenger RNA from Monomorium pharaonis (pharaoh ant), 1737 nucleotides. RefSeq names its product ras-related protein Rac1 (gene Rac1). Gene Ontology annotation, cellular component: cytoskeleton; cytoplasmic vesicle; cell projection. NCBI's taxonomy places the organism in Eukaryota, Metazoa, Arthropoda, Insecta, Hymenoptera, Formicidae. Gene Ontology annotation, biological process: regulation of cell shape; actin filament organization; cortical cytoskeleton organization. Gene Ontology annotation, molecular function: protein kinase binding; GTPase activity; GTP binding. The transcript has 3 exons. The record is from RefSeq and is a predicted model, not a curated record. Bases 483 to 1061 code for a protein of 192 amino acids.
UGUGCGCUGUGAUUUUACUAAUAUCAAAGGUGCCGACAGAAAAGUUUCGCUUCGUUAGUGAGUCUGUACCUCUCGUUACGAUUAUUAUUGUGUUUUCAUAUUCUCGUGCCGAUCAAAAACGAGCGGACUAGUCAGCUCAUUAGGCUGAUUAUUUGAUUAUUUAGUUACUGGACUUGACUGGGCCUUACCGCGCCUCUCACGCAUCUCUGUCACGUUCUAACCUCAAUCGUAUCGCUGUGUCUAUCGCACUUCCUCUCGCGCCUUUUUUCUUUCACGUCCUUCCCAUCUAUCUUCUCGACACGCUCCUCUUCCUCCUCAUUUUCAUCUUCACUGCCUUCCUAUACGUCCCGCACCGUUUGUCUCUUUCGCCCCCCCCCCCCCCUCUCUGUCUCUCUCCCUCCCGUUUAGAAUCGACUUGUUAGUGCACCGUACGAUUCUACGUGAUUUCUGUGUGUUUACGGACGGAUUUGGACGGAUCCAGGAUGCAGGCUAUUAAGUGUGUGGUCGUCGGUGACGGUGCGGUGGGUAAAACGUGCUUAUUGAUAAGCUACACUACCAAUGCAUUUCCUGGAGAAUACAUUCCAACAGUGUUUGAUAACUACUCCGCAAAUGUGAUGGUUGAUGGGAAACCAAUUAAUCUCGGUUUAUGGGACACAGCAGGCCAAGAGGACUAUGACAGAUUAAGACCACUCUCCUAUCCACAAACUGAUGUCUUUCUGAUUUGCUUUUCACUGGUAAAUCCAGCGAGUUUUGAGAAUGUGCGUGCCAAGUGGUACCCAGAAGUACGUCAUCAUUGUCCUGCUACACCAAUUAUUUUAGUUGGCACUAAGCUAGAUCUGCGUGAGGACAAGGAGACUAUUGAGCGUUUAAAAGACAAAAAACUAGCUCCUAUUACUUACCCUCAGGGUCUGGCAAUGGCAAAAGAGAUUGGCGCUGUCAAAUACUUAGAAUGUUCUGCUUUAACGCAGAAAGGCUUGAAGACUGUGUUUGACGAAGCGAUUCGCGCUGUGCUGUGCCCCGUUCUGCAAGUGAAACCGAAGCGCAGAUGUUUCCUUCUAUAAUAUUAAAUGUAUCCCUCUUUGCACGUUGGUACUGGAAUGUGUUAAAAGUGUAUCUCGUCGUCUCUCAUUUCCAGUGCAUACCUUGCACAUCACCGAAUUAAUCGAGUGAAUUACCGAACUAUUUGGAAGUUAUAAUCAACUUAUGUCAGCAAAGAAUUUGUCAUGCAAACUGUUAUGCAUCUGUCGGCAUACAAACGCACAAACAUCAGUUCGGUAUAAAUUUCCAGCGAGCAAAACAAAAGAGGGUUCAUACACAGGGAAAAUCAUAAAUACAAAAUAUAAAUUCAUUCUUAUAUGGCCUCCAGCACUUGAAGGAAAAAUAAUUUUAAAGAGUUUUUCCGCCGUCUGCGCGAACAAAAUUUCCAAAAGUCUGAUGAUGUAAAUGCAACACGAUCAUGUUUUGAGUAAAGAGAGUAUAAAAGAAGCCAAAAUAACAACUAACCGCUGUACAGUAUAUACUAGAAGUACAUUAUUAAUAUUACAAUUAAUAAUUAUAUGAUAAAUGGUAAAGAAAAAAAUAUUACCAUAUAAUUGUAUAAGCGUCCAAACACUGACUGUAUACUGAUCAGUUUAAUCAAAGAGGAAAACCAUUUUAUGCUAUUUGCCAUUGUACAUUUUAGGUAGGAUGCGUGUAGUUAACACAUUUAAAGUGAGAGAAAAAGGAGAAAAAAAACAA